UCUUAAAGUUUGUUAACAUUACAACCAGAUUACUGUGAUUUGUACUUUAAAAUUUGCAUAGGUGAUCAAAAUUCGAAGGGGUGCAACAUUUUAGAUAUGAGAACACCGAAAUCUUCUUUAAUGAACCAGAAUUCUAUAUCUUUUGGUGAUUUAAUAGACUAUAUACCAAACCCACUGUCCAGAAUAAUAGACAAACUUCCGUCUAAAUUGUACUUGAAGAUCGAAGUUUGGGAUGCAGAUUAUUCUUUUUCUGAUUUAGAUGACCAUUUGACAACAUUUGAGGAUAAUGCAUACAUGUACACUGUGUAUCCAUUUGAGAUUGGUGGUUCAUCACUCCUUUCUUCUUACCGUUAUCAUAAAAUAUCUCGAAAUAUAACGCAAGAUUACAUAAAUAUGUAUGUAGCAGUUUGGGCUGUUUGUAAUCGUGGCAGCUAUGGAAGUGACUGUAGCGUCAACUGCGUCCCACAAAAAAGAGUACGGCACUAUGGUUGUGAUAUUUCAACAGGUGCAAAGGUGUGUAUUCCUGGACCACAUUGUUCAGAACCCCCGAAUCAAUGCAGUCCAUUACAAGAUUUUUGUCAAAAUGGAUUUUGCUUACUAAAGUAUCUUGAUGAAGGAAACAGGAGUUUAUCCAAUCCAAUUCCAUACUGUGCUUGUAUACCUGGGUUUACAGGCAAAUGGUGUGAAUUGGAUAUAGAUGAGUGUUCAGUGAAACCGAAUAAUAAUGGUAGCAACAAAAGUAUUAAUAUCAACCACCAUAUAACAUCAUCUUGUAAUGUAAAUUCAAUGUGCGAAAAUCUCUAUGGAAAUUUUCGUUGUUUUUGUCAAAAUCAGUGGACUGGUCUACGUUGUAACACACCUCCAACUUUAUGGCCUGAUCAUUAUAAACCCAUGGUUAAUUCAAAUGGUUUACCUGACUUUAUAAAUUUUAAAAGAGUAAAUUUAUCAACCGUCUCAUUAGAAAACAACAAUGAUGACGUAAUAGUAAUAGAAAAAGCAAAUAAUAGUUGGAUAUAUGUGCUUAUCAGCGUAUUUAUUGUUCUGUGUCUCAUUUCAUGUGGAAUAUUAUAUUAUAUUUGUUGGAGACAAAAACGUUUAUGUGGUUUCUAUAGAAUGGGUUGGAAUCGUGAACCUAUAAUUUCCAAAGUACUAUUUACUACAAAAUCAACCACAUCAAAUUUAAGUAAAGAACCAACUAUUCUAUGUAAUCAAACUCCACCAACACCACAAAGAUCUAUCACUAAAUUAACAUUUAUACCCAGAUACAAUAUCCCAAUACAAUCUGAAAAAUAUCAAUCAACAAUUUAUGAUGAAAUACCUGAUUGUUUUUUACAAGAAAAAACACAAUCAACUACUAAUAUCCCAAUAAGUAAAUCUCAAUUAUCUAUAUAUGAACCAUAUAGUCAAUUAGAAUAUGAUACAUUAGAUAUGACAAUAGAAACAAAAUAUACAAAUCAUCAUGAAAUAAUUAAUAAUAAUGAUUAUAUUGAUAAUCAAAUUCAUAAAAUUACUUAUCAAAAUUCAAAAAAUUUAAAACAAGAACAAGAAUUAAUGAUAACCAAUUGUAUGUAUCUUGAACCAAAACAACAUCCUUUUUAAUAUGAAAUGAAUGAAUGAAAUGGGUAUUAAUUGUUGUAUAACUUGGGUCCCAAUUUUUUAUCUGUCAUAAUAUGAAAUGUAUGUUAUGGUUGAUAAGGGAUAUUUUGAACGAAUUAAUUUCAUAAUGAUUAUUUUAUUUUACUUUUAUAUGUGAAUAUUUUUAUCAUUGUUUUUUUUGUUUUGUUUUCUGUAUCAUUGAUUUGUAUCCUUUUUAAAUGGAUCAUUCUUUAGAUCGACUCAUUCAAUUUAUUUUAUAUAUAUUAAAAAUACAAUUAUUGUUACAUUCGGUUGUCGUUAUUGUUGUGCCGCAAAAAAAAAACGCUGAUCAUUUAUACUCGGAAGGAGGGAACUUGGCAAUUCCCACGAUGUGCAAGUAAGAACAUAAAGACUGGUAUAAGUGAAGAUUGAUUAGCCCCUCAAACACUAUGACGACGACGAAUCGAGUAUAGUCUAAAAUAUAUUGGUUUAUAUAUUGAUUGUACACCCAUUUUGAUUAAUGAUUAGGAUUAAAUCACAUAAUCAGUUAUAACAAAUCGCAGACUGUGAGCAUAUUUCAUGUCAAGUGAAUACACGAAUAUGGUAUAUUAUACAAAAGAAAAUAUCAUACUGGGAAAACAAAUCAAACACUACACUGACUGAUCUUCACGUUGAAUCAAAACGGAUGUCAAUGUUGAAUAAAACUCAUAAUGAGUAAUUCAAUCGAAAAUUGACUUUUCUUUCCAUCAUAUCAAUUAUAACCAUUUUUUUUUAUUUUUAUGUCAUAAUGAAAUUUAAAUUUGUUCACUUCAAAUUCGAAGUUAGAACAAUUACCCUGCUUAUAUAAAUGUACUCUUUAUUGUCAGGGUUUAUCACUAUUGAAUUGUUCAGCAUCUCAUGUCAUCUUGAAAAAAACUGGCAUUUAUAAUCUUAUUGUGGAUGUCUGCAUUAUACUCAAGACAGUUGACGUACACUGUUAUAGUGUUAAGAAUUUGUAGUUCCGUUUGUUCCUAUCAAUACAAUCGCUGUAGCUGAAAUUACAAUAACCGAGAAGGCUUACAUUAAAUGUUUAACACUUGGAGAAUGUCAGUAAAGUAAUUGCGGGAACAUGGUAUAGGUAGAUCAUUCAAACAUGGUCACUCCAUAUCAUCUCUUGAUCGUGAUAUUAAAUAUAUUAUUCCAUCUUCGGCCAAAAUGUGUCCUUCAAAG
Schistosoma curassoni is the source of this 2784-nucleotide messenger RNA. The record is from the annotation of a GenBank genome assembly. NCBI's taxonomy places the organism in Eukaryota, Metazoa, Platyhelminthes, Trematoda, Strigeidida, Schistosomatidae.